UUCAGCUCAAGUUUGACCUCGAGUUCUCGCCAAGUCCCCCAUAAAAUCAUAAAACUAUAAAACAUACGAUCAAAAUGUUCGUGAAAUCGGACGAUUCUGUCGACGCGGCUGAAACCGAUUCUCCUAUAGACUUUGCGAAAUUGUUUAACGUUUGUCGUGUAACUCUACGUACACUUGGAGUAUUCACUGUAGACACAAUUUUCUCAAAGUCUAAGAGAAAAAUUUGGGACAUGAAGGCACUGUAUUACGUUUUUUGGUUGUUGCCCACUUUCUUCGCCAAUUUCUGUGAAUUUCGGAGUGUCUUAUCUUUUUGGAAGACUGAUGUCUAUUACGCGCUGGAAGUGACAACAGCUGUGCUGAGUGGAGUAAUCGUUAUGGCACAAGGAUUCUUCGUAUAUCACUCACGAAAUGACUUGUUAGAAGUAAUAGCUGAACUUCGUAAUCUAUGGCAAAAGCAAUUAGCUCUCAACAUUCCAGAUGUUAUUGUGAAGAAAGUCAAAAGGGCGAGAUUUUUCACUCAAGUUUAUGCCACACUCAUCAUACUUCUAGCGAUAACUUACUCAAUUAGGCCAUAUCUCUUACUACUCACACAUGUUAUAUCCAGAAAAAACGAAACGUACGACAUGAGUCAAACAGUUUUCCAAGCGAUAUAUCCAGUCCAAAUUGACACAUUUGUUAAAUAUAUCAUAUGGAUAACGCUGGAAGCCCUGGUAUUCGUCAAUGUCUCUGCGUCAUGGAUAGGAGCAGACAUGAUCUUUCUCCAACUGGCGACCCACCUGUCCUCGCAAUAUCAAAUUCUCCAUGACGACUUGAUUGCACUUGGAACUGGGGAAUCCAACCAAUAUACUCCGGUACAACAAUUGAAUACUAUGGGCAAACGUCAUACACACUUGUUACUAUUGUCGGACAAAUUCCAAAGGAUAUUCAGCCCUAUUUUACUGGUACUCAUGCUGGUGACGAGUGUCAACAUUUGCAUAUGCAUCAUCAAUCUUCAGGAAGAACUUAUGCAACAAAAUUAUGCUGGGGUUAAUAAAUGUGCUGUGCAUACUGUUAUAGCUAUGAUCCAACCAACUAUUUAUUGUGUUUAUGCCAAUGAUCUUACUGAAUGGGCCGAGUUGACUGCAGUCGCGGCAUAUACCUGCGAAUGGGUGGACAAAACCCGAUAUUUCAGACACUCUGUACGCCUGAUCACCAUGCGCGCCCAAGAAGGCUUGCAAUUGCGCAUUUAUGGAUUUUUCAGUGUAGAUUUGAAUCUGUUGACGCAGAUUGGCGUUGGCGCUGCAAGAUUCUUUGCGAUAAUCAAUAAUCUCUCAGGAAUGGCGGAGUGAAAAAAAGGGCAGUAAAGAAAAUACCUCUGAUCGACUCCUGAAACGCAAUUAUAAAUGAAUGAUGAUACACUAUUUUCUGAG
Messenger RNA from Diachasma alloeum, 1409 nucleotides. It is a transcript of the gene Or165, whose product is annotated as odorant receptor 13a. The transcript is spliced from 7 exons. Lineage: Eukaryota; Metazoa; Arthropoda; Insecta; Hymenoptera; Braconidae. Gene Ontology annotation, cellular component: plasma membrane. Gene Ontology annotation, molecular function: odorant binding; olfactory receptor activity. Gene Ontology annotation, biological process: sensory perception of smell; detection of chemical stimulus involved in sensory perception of smell. The coding region runs from base 75 to 1328 and encodes 417 amino acids. The record is from RefSeq and is a predicted model, not a curated record.